AUGAAGAACGUGACGAGCUCCUCCGUUGGCGACAUGGCUGAAGACUCGCGAGGGAAGACGGACGGCAUCAACGCCCAGCCACCAACAACAUCUCACGUCCUCCACCGCUCGCUCCUCUCGGACCCGGCAACCGUCGUCGCAGCUUCGGGCUCAUACAUCACCUUGUCCACCGGCCAGCGCAUCCUCGACGGCUGCACCGGGGCCGCGGUUUCUGUCAUCGGCCACGGCAGUGAGGAGGUACAGGCCGCCGUGCGGGAGCAAAUGGCCAAGCUCUCCUACGCCCACACCCUCGCCUUCACGACCGGCGCCGCCGAGGCCCUGGCCGAUGCGCUGCUCAAGGACACGCCGUACGGGCUGUGCAAGGCCUACUUUGUCUGCUCUGGGAGCGAGGCCAUGGACUCGGCGCUCAAGCUCGCGAGGCAGUAUCACGUCGAGACGGGCAACGCCCAGCGGACGCACGUUGUCGCGCGGAGGCAGGCCUUUCACGGCAACACCAUCGGAGCGUUGAGCGUGGGCAGCAACGUCGCGAGAAAGGCGCCGUAUGUAGGGGCGUUGACGCUCCCCAACGUGAGCCACGUGAGCCCUGCCUACACCUACCGUGCACAGCUCGAGGGCGAGACGGAAGAGUCAUACGCCGCGCGUCUGGUGCAGGAGCUCGACGACGAGUUUCAGUCCCUCGGCCCGGACACCGUCAUGGCCUUUAUCGCCGAGACGGUAUGCGGCGCGACGCUGGGCUGCGCGACCGCUCCCCGCGGCUACUUUCAAGGCGUGCGACAACUAUGCUCCAAGUACGGCAUCUUGUUGAUCCUUGACGAAGUCAUGUGCGGCAGCGGGCGGUGCGGCACGUAUUUUGCCUUUGAGCAAGAGGGCGAGGGCGUGUAUCCCGACCUCCUCACGCUGGGCAAGGGUCUGGGCGGCGGCUAUUCGCCCAUCGCGGGCGUCUUGAUCCACGAAAAGGUGAUACGCGGUCUCCGACAGGGAAGCGGCUCAUUCGUCCACGGACACACCUACCAGGCGCACCCCGUCGCGUGCGCGGCCUCGCUCGCGGUGCAAAAGGUGCUGCAGCGCGACGACCUGGUGCGUCGCUGCGCGGUCAAGGGGCGGUGGCUCGAGGAGGCGCUGCGGUCGGAGCUGGGCGGGCGUAGGUUCGUCGGCGACGUGCGCGGCCGGGGCUUCUUCUGGGCGCUCGAGUUUGUGGCCGACAAGAGCAGCAAGGAGCCGUUUGCGCCGGACUUGCAUGUCGCGACGAGGGUUCGCGAUGAGGCGCAGAGGCGCGGGCUGGCGGUCUAUCCUGGGACGGGGACGGCGGACGGGACGCGCGGUGAUCACAUUAUUGUCGCGCCGCCGUAUAACGCCUCGGACGCGGAGCUGGCGGACGUGGUGAGGUUGCUGAAGGAGGCGUAUGAGGUGGUUGAGGAGGAGUUGGCGGCGGUCAUGUCUUCAUAG
Molecule: messenger RNA, 1446 nt
Organism: Purpureocillium lilacinum
Lineage: Eukaryota; Fungi; Ascomycota; Sordariomycetes; Hypocreales; Ophiocordycipitaceae
Cellular component (GO): cytosol
Molecular function (GO): pyridoxal phosphate binding; transaminase activity
Source: RefSeq, a predicted model, not a curated record